Molecule: messenger RNA, 420 nt
Organism: Hibiscus syriacus
Lineage: Eukaryota; Viridiplantae; Streptophyta; Magnoliopsida; Malvales; Malvaceae
Exons: 1
Coding region: 1-420 (139 amino acids)
Biological process (GO): hydrotropism
Source: RefSeq, a predicted model, not a curated record
AUGCCAUAUGGUCACUCUAGUCCAUAUUUCCAAAUGGACAAUCCGGCUAUACUUUCGCUGCUCCGGCCUACUCCAAAAGAUAAGCAUCGUAAUUCGAGUUCGACGAGUAGUACCGGUUCCGGCGGCUUCUUGCGUAUGUUCAAGUUCUUCCCUAUGUUAACCUCAGGGUGUAAGAUGGCUGCAUUGUUGGGGAAGCCCCGGAAGCCAUUGCUGAAGGACGGUAUAAUGACGGUGACGAUUUUCGGAUACCGAAAAAGCCGGGUUUGGUUAGCCAUACAAGACAAUCCCUAUUGCAUGCCGAUGUUUGUGAUCGAGCUACCGAUGCUCACCAGCGUGCUUCGAAAGGAAAUGGGAUCGGAUAUUGUGAGGAUAGCACUAGAGAGUGAAACAAGGACACAUAAGAAGAAGUUGUUUAUCUAG